Cynoglossus semilaevis (tongue sole) is the source of this 947-nucleotide messenger RNA. RefSeq names its product GINS complex subunit 3 (gene gins3). The transcript has 3 exons. NCBI's taxonomy places the organism in Eukaryota, Metazoa, Chordata, Actinopteri, Pleuronectiformes, Cynoglossidae. Gene Ontology annotation, cellular component: GINS complex. The coding region runs from base 124 to 759 and encodes 211 amino acids. Gene Ontology annotation, biological process: mitotic DNA replication initiation. The record is from RefSeq and is a predicted model, not a curated record.
UGAUUGGCUGACGUUUUUGGCGCCAAACACCAACCCGGAAAUAAUAGAAAGAAGCGUUGGGACUAGUUUGGUUUGUUUACCGUGAUUUAAAAAAAAGGCUUUCUCUAGUUUUUAACAUCUAACAUGGAAUCCCAGUCGUAUUUCCCGGUUCAGCCUGGAGUUGGAGUAGAGGAAAACUUCCUGUCGCUCGACGACAUUUUACUGACUCAUGAGAGACUUCCAGUUCGGACAGAGUGCACCUUCCCUCGGCUUGGAUUCCUGGACAAGUCCAGUGACUCGCAGGACAUCACGGAGGGUACAAAAAUGGAGCUCCCCCUGUGGCUGUCCAAGGGACUAUAUGAGAGGAAGAGGAGGGUUCUGUCCGUGGAGAUGCCCAAGGUCUACAGAGAAGGCUGGAGGACCGUGUUCACCGCAGACCCCAACGUGGUAGACCUGCACAAGAUGGGUCCAUACUAUUAUGGUCUGGGCUCUCAGCUGCUUCACUUCGACAGCCCGGAGAAUCCUGACAUCGCUCAGGCGCUGCUGCAGACUUUCAUCGGUCGCUUCCGACGGACCAUGGACUCCUCUCAGAACGCCUACAACGAGGACACGUCGGCUCUGGUGGAGCGGCUGGACAGUCUGGAAAAACGUCUUUUUAAAUCAGGACAAAGUGGACUGAAUGGAUUCCAGAGCUGGGAGAAAGGUCAGGCUGCUCAGCUGACCGCCUCCAGUCUGGUCCUCAACUACCGCAAGAGAAAGAUGAUGGAUGUCCAGAGCUGACACCUCACCUGUCCUCACCUGCCUCCCCCCACAGGUGUGUUUCCUGCUUCUUCCCUCUCCUGGAUUCACGGUAACAGGGUUUUUUCAAACACAUGAUUCAGUCACAGACAGGAGCGGAGAGGUUGAUCCCAACACAGCAUUUUUUUAAUGAUUCGGAUUCUUGAAAUAUUAAUAAAAUACAUAGUGCA